Messenger RNA from Hyalella azteca, 4235 nucleotides. RefSeq lists its product as uncharacterized. The record is from RefSeq and is a predicted model, not a curated record. Lineage: Eukaryota; Metazoa; Arthropoda; Malacostraca; Amphipoda; Hyalellidae. The coding region runs from base 879 to 2225 and encodes 448 amino acids. The transcript is spliced from 7 exons.
GUUGAACGAGGUUGGCUUGUAUACGCUGUUACAUCGUGCACCUCCGACUCUCUCCGAUCACAGCCUUCUUGCGCGUGAUCGAACCUAAUUCAAUUAAAAAUAUCGAAGUGAAUCUAUGAGUUGUGGUUGGUGGCUACUUAAUAUUGCUAGCCGUUAGCAGUGAUGACUCCAAUGAGUUGAACUACUUGAAUUUUUACAUGAAAGUUUAUUCAAUCUCUUCGGUGAAAUGAUGAACUCUCUGUAACCUCGCACGGUCCAGAACCAGAUAAAACUUACAGAACAACUUCACUUAGUGGAUACGGCUAAUACCAGAUGGUAAAUUUAUUUCUUGACUAGAGAAGACAACAAAAACAAUUUCUUCUGAAGUCCUUUGGGAAGACUCGGUGAGCCGAUGAGCCUCACCUUCUCCUGUCCAUCAGCAUUUUAGACUUCGGUCUUCUCAAGCAUCUUCCGGCCGCAGGUUAAGGAGGACAGAGUUCAAGUCAAGUGCCUUGACUAGUAGCUGUUAUUCCGAGCCUGUAGCUAAAGCCGGCAUCUUAAAUCUGAUUCUGUUAGCACCAGUUUAAUUAAACGAAAAUAACAUUGAUCACCAUUCGUCAGUGAAGAAUCCUCUUGCAUUACUCUUGCAAAAACAGUGAUAAGUUUCAUUCGAUGCGAGAGAGUGAGUGAACUGUGCGCUGCCAAACUGAAUUAAAAUAUUUCUGUGGUUAUCAUUGUCAUUGCAAGGUCUAUUUAACUUUUUUAAACUUGAAACUUUGAAAAGUCCGAGUUCUGAAAUCAGCAAGUCAUCCUUGUUGCUACAGAGCAUUUUGAUAGGCACAACGGAUUCAAAUUUCAUCCAAGUUGACUCGCACACAACUUAACCUUCACUACUCAAGAUGGUCGACAAUCCUGUCUUCAUUGAAGAUGAGUUCAUGCGCGGCCAAAAUCCACCCAGAAACCCGAGGAGAGAACGUCGCACUUCGGUGCAAGGCCUCUCCCCGUACAACUUCUACAUGACUUCUGGCAGCCAUGCAUCGUCGGGCGGUAGUGGAUCUCAUAGUCCUCCUGUUUCAGCGCACAACAUGUAUCGCCCUGCUCCUAACUACUACUAUCCUCCCCCUGACUAUCCUGUCUCUAACAACAACAUGUGGUACCUUAAACGAUAUCAAGAAGACGAAAUUCCCAAUAUGUCAUCCACUCUUUACCCGCAAGUACAAGCCAUGCAACAAACUUCCCCCAGCCAAAUGAACAGCAGACGUUAUAGCAUUGCGUCCGUGUCUUCAGCUAAUUUUGGUCGUCAGUCUCUGCCUCAACGACGUAAAAUAUCCGUCUCCAAAUACCAGAACAUACCACCUGCUAAUUAUCUGCAAGUGCCAUCGUUCCACGAUUACGACCUCAACAAACGACAUUAUCAUUCACAUGGAACACAUUCACAUCAGCUCAUGGAACCUGCAGCUACUUUUGACUACAUGAAGUACACGAACCAGAACAGUCCCCCUUCCAACGUCCGAGCCGAAUUUGUUCCCCGCUCACGUAGGUACUCAUCAGGCUGUAUCCCUAGCACUGCGCAAAUUAGAAUGAGCAAGUCUAUGUCCAGGGAAAGCUCCAGGUCCAGGUCCUCAGAAGAAAGUCCAGAAAAUCCGUCCAAUGAUAGAUCCCACUCAACUAUCAUUGAAGGAGUCCCUACUCCCGACCCCACUAGUGUUCCUGUCCCAGCCUUCGAGUUUACGUCCAGUCACCUGCCCCUAAGACCUCCCACCGACGACAAUAGCAAAUUAUCCUCAGGGUCAGGCUCAGCAUCGACUCCUGAAAGCCAGAGAAUUGAAUCCCGACAGAUGAUCCGACCAAGUACGAGUAAAAGCAUCUAUUCCGUCAUGGACGAGAAACGUAAAGCCAAAAGAGAAGUAAGCAAAGCAAGUAAAGGCGACCACAGCAUUUUUUCGAUAACGAAGCCUGCCAAAUGGUGUCGCCAUGCAGAAGGGAAAACUUGCGCCAAAUGUGACAAUAAUAAAAAGGCUGAUGCGGUGUCUGUGUGCUCAUCGGUGAACCCGCCCCCGACCUUCACAGCUCUCGACAACUACCAGCCUGUCAGGAAGAAGAAGAACUUCGAUUGCACCUGCAGCGCCAUCUUCAAUAUUACCGUCAUGGUGGCAGUCAUCAUAAUGAUCUUUAUAUCCGCUUUUAUCAUCUAUGUUGAAAUGGUGCUCAAGCAUCAAACGGCGAACGUGAUGGACAAGAUGUGAGCUCUCCACUGCGUGGUCGCGCUCAUCGUUAUAUCGUUACUAGCGGUACUGCUUGUCUCUAGUGCAACUCUACAAGUGUAUUCCAAGUAUAUCUACGAAUAUCUACCAGUUGAUCAACACAUCUAUAGAAUAAUUUUAUUUGUGAGCAUAUGUACUACACUCAAGACCCGGUGUCAUAGAUGCCGUUUUGUUGAAACAAACGAGUAUAAUGCGCAGGACUAAUACUGAAAUUAUUGUACAGUGCGCUUCAUCUUCGAAGCGAUUUUCAAAUUCCCAUUUCAAUAAUCUUUUAUGCUACUUGAUUUUUAAAUUUCCAUUUCAAUUGUCUUUUAUGCGACUUAUAAAUGUAACGGAUUACAAUUACUUUAUUUCUAAAGAAGAAAUUUGAGUAUUUUCAGAACUACCGAUGGUUCUUAAUGGUACGAAAAACAAAAUGUUGAGGUUCGUUUGAAAUACGAGUAGCAUUCCUUCAUUAUCAUCAUUAUAUUAAUCAUGAUCAUCGUCACUAUAAUGAUCUGUACGAUAGCUUAAUUAUAUAAACAUUAGAUGUAUUAAGAACAUCAACUGAUCUCUUUCAUAGCUUGUGGAUUCUAUUGACUAAAUAAUCAUGCGAAGACAUUUUCAUUUAUUAUUAGGUAUAAUAAAUAAUUUACAGCUAUAACGAUCACUAUCCGUGAUUUGUAAUGUAAAUUGAAUACAUUUCAGAUCAGUUUAUUUUAAAAAUGUGAAAAAUUGUUAAAUCGAUAGCGCUAUAUAUACAAUAUCUGCGUUAGACAUCAACAGGUAUUCAAUGUAGAAUGUCUGAUGCUGGAAUUGAAUUUAAUGCUAGAUUCAAUGUAGAAUAUUAGGUUAAAUAUUUCGGUGAUACGUUAUGCUACUACCGACAGUCAUUUAAGAGGUCGUAGACUUACGCUUACGCGUAGACUUACGCGUAAGCAAAGUUUCUCAGUAUUCAGAUAUAUAAAAUCUCGAGUUUCACAAUUGAUGUUCAAAUUUCGAAUUUAGUUCCUGGUCUUUGGAGAAUAUUGUUGAAAAUUUACAAAUGAGUUUGGGUUUGAAUUUUCUGUGCAUAUUUCUGCAAUUCUAACCGUUUAUCAUUCUUUACUUUGAAAAAUCAUUGUUUUUGAACUUGUGUUUGGUUACAAUAAAAAAAAUAACAGAAUAUUGCUACUCUAUCUGGUACUUCUGUCAUAUUCUUUAUGACGCUUCAGUAUUUUUGUCACAGUUCACCUUCGAGGUGAGUUGCCGCAAGUCAGUCGUAGAUGUGACUGCAUACUAUUUUAGAUUUUUUUAGUCACUGUUGGCUUGGCGCUAUUUUUUCGACCUAUGGUUAUGCAAGACUCUUCAUCUGUGAUCUUAUUUCAAAUCUUGAGCCGCCAACAGUUCAUAUAUAAUAUCUGCCGUUGUUUGUAGUUCCGAGUAGUUGUUAGCCUGUUGCCUGUGCUGCGUCUGCUUGUGUUGAAAUAUUUCAAUUGAUAAUCAGGAGUGAUUCUAUACGUCAUGCCCUCGUUCGGGCUUUAUAACCGCUUCUGAUUUGCAUAUCGCUGCUUGUCUGGCCCGCUGUGUUAGAAUUACCCAUUAUUUUUGGACGCUGGUUGUCCAGUUGAUCGGAAUGUUGUACUAACUGUUAGAGUUGCAAUAUAUAUUCAUUGUCAUAUAAACGUGUAGUUGGUAGUGCAUAAAAUAUCUGGUAAUUAGAAGCUCAUACUUGUUUAGUAUGAAUGGCUGUCGUAUUGUACGUGUGUUUUGCAGUUUAUUCUUUGAUGCUUGGCACUGGUAUCGUCAUACAGUAUCUCAAGGGUUCCAAUGACCCUGACAUGGAGUUAGAGAGAAAGAUAUUUAAAACAUACAAUGCCAAUUGUCUUCCAAAGCAGUAAAGAAAAUGCUAUACUAACAUCAUCAACUUUAUUACAUUGAAAUUAUUGACAAAGUUCGUCGUUUAAAGACUCUCAUCUAUACUCUCACUAUUUUCCUUUUGACGAUGGAGUAUAUACGGUAGAGUAUAUACGA